Molecule: messenger RNA, 4142 nt
Organism: Anneissia japonica
Lineage: Eukaryota; Metazoa; Echinodermata; Crinoidea; Comatulida; Comatulidae
Product: 2-oxoglutarate dehydrogenase, mitochondrial-like
Exons: 23
Coding region: 374-3448 (1024 amino acids)
Biological process (GO): tricarboxylic acid cycle
Cellular component (GO): mitochondrion; oxoglutarate dehydrogenase complex
Molecular function (GO): thiamine pyrophosphate binding; oxoglutarate dehydrogenase (succinyl-transferring) activity
Source: RefSeq, a predicted model, not a curated record
GUCAUUACGGUUAAAGGUCAUAGAUUUUUGGAUUGCGCGAAUUUCACUCCAAUGGAAAGAAUGUGCAAUGCGCCUAGAAAAAGAAUGAUCGAAGCUUUCUCAAGUUAAAGCAAAGCAUCGAUGAGUAGAGGCAGAACUUGUGAAAUUAUACAGACUUUAUACUUACCAAGCCUGUUGAUUAGAUAAGCUGAUGUCGGAGGCAUUGAGUUGAUUUCUGACAAAGCCAACAGUACCAGAAUUAAUAUAUUUUUUCUCAGUUGAGGGUGUGUCCUUCAACCAAGCUGGAGAUACCAGGCCAACACCCGUUUUGCCAAGAAAGACUCGAUUUUAAAAAUUGUGGUAACGCACCACAAAGGACUACUGACAUUUCAAAAUGCAACAUAUCAAGACAGUGUUAACACAAAGCCGACAAUUGGCCAAUGUAAAUAGGACGUUUUGGCCUCGGCAUUGUGCCGUAAGACUUCAGUUACCUCGAUAUUUUGUGGCUCCUGUUGCCACGGAACCUUUUCUUAAUGGUAGCAGUUCAAAUUAUGUUGAGGAAAUGUACAUGUCUUGGUUAGAAAAUCCACAAAGUGUACAUAAGUCAUGGGAUAUUUUCUUUCGAAAUGCGGAAAAAGGGGCGGCUCCAGGUACCGCCUACCAAGCGCCACCAUCUGUGAUGAGCAUGGUUUCUUCUGGAGGUAGCCUGGCCGCUCCAGUGUCAAAGACAGUGGACAGGCAGGUGAUAGAGGAUCAUCUAAGUGUCCAAGCCAUCAUCCGGUCUUACCAGAUCCGCGGACAUAACAUAGCCAACCUAGAUCCACUGGGAAUCAACUGUGCGGAUCUCGACUCGGAAACCCCUCCUGAGCUAAUAGUGCAAAAUUACAAGCUAGAUGAGAAAGAUAUGAACAGUAUUUUCAGGUUGCCGAGGACAACGUUCAUCGGUGGUGACGAGCAAGCGUUGCCUCUUCGAGAAAUCAUUCGUCGAUUGGAGGAUACGUAUUGCAGAUCUAUUGGUGUUGAAUACAUGUUUAUUAAUGAUCGUUACAAGUGCGAUUGGAUCCGUCAGCGUUUUGAAACGCCGGGGUCGAUGAGCUUUUCCAAGAUGGACAAGCGGUUGAUACUGGAGCGUCUCAUCCGCUCCACAAGAUUUGAGGAAUUUCUAGCCCGCAAAUGGUCUGCUGAAAAACGAUUCGGACUAGAAGGCUGCGAGGUGCUAGUGCCAGCCUUAAAGACCAUUAUCGAUGUGUGCAGUGAAAAAGGCGUGGAGACAUUCAAUCUUGGCAUGCCCCAUCGAGGGCGCCUCAAUGUCCUUGCAAAUGUUGCAAGAAAGCCACUCGAGCAACUGUUCAGUCAGUUUGACUCUAAGCUGGAGGCAUCGGAUGAGGGAUCUGGGGACGUUAAAUACCAUCUUGGAAUGGCUCAUGAUCGCCAUAAUCAUAUCAGUAACAAGAACAUACACAUUGCCAUCGUAGCAAACCCCUCCCACUUGGAGGCCGUUGAUCCUGUUGUGCAAGGCAAGACAAGAGCGAUGCAGUUUUACAAAGGAGAUACUGAGGGAAAGAAGGUUAUGAGUGUCCUGUUGCAUGGAGAUGCUGCCUUUGCUGGACAGGGAAUCGUGUACGAGACCUUCCACUUGUCUGACCUUCCUGAUUACUCAACGCACGGAACCAUCCACGUUGUGGUUAAUAAUCAGAUUGGGUUUACUACCGAUCCUCGUUACAGCCGUUCUUCACCAUACUGUACUGACGUGGCACGUGUGGUUAACGCACCAAUUUUCCAUGUAAAUGCCGAUGAUCCUGAGGCUGUCAUGCAUGUUUGCAAUGUGGCUUCCGAGUGGCGUUGCGAGUUUGGAAAAGAUGUUGUUAUUGACCUCGUGUGUUAUAGACGCAAUGGUCACAAUGAAACUGAUGAACCGAUGUUCACCCAGCCACUUAUGUACAAGAAAAUUCGCAGUCACAAAAAUGUACUUCUGAAGUAUGCAGAGGCGAAGAUAGCAGAAGGGGUUAUGACGCAGCAAGAGUUUGAAGAGGAGCAGGCCAGUUACGACAAGAUCUGUGAGGAGUCUUACUUAGAUGCUAAACUGGUGACCAAGACCAGCAAUGCCGAGUGGCUUGAUUCACCAUGGACCGGAUUCUUUGCUCGUGGUGAGCAGAGAAAAUACCCAGAAACCGGUGUAGAUGAGGAAACCUUGACCCACAUUGGUAACAAAUUUGGGAGUAUUCCAGAAGGAUUUACUGUGCAUGGAGGUUUGAAACGCGCCUUGAAGUCACGAACUGAACUUGUAUCUAAACGCACAGUUGAUUGGGCAUUAGGAGAAGCGAUGGCGUUUGGUUCACUUUUGAAGGAGGGAAUUCAUAUCAGACUGAGUGGUCAGGAUGUGGAGAGGGGCACCUUCAGUCAUCGUCAUCAUGUUUUGAAUGAUCAGAACACGGAUAAGAAACGCACAAUUCCACUGAACCAUCUCUAUCCAAACCAGGCACACUACACUGUCUGCAAUAGCUCCCUCUCGGAAUUUGGAGUGCUUGGAUUUGAGUUGGGAUUCUCCAUGACUAACCCUCAAGCCCUGGUAUGUUGGGAAGCACAGUUUGGAGACUUCGCCAACAACGCUCAGUGCAUCAUUGACCAGUUCAUAUCAAGCGGUCAAUCCAAGUGGUAUCGCCAAAGUGGCUUAGUAAUGUUACUGCCACAUGGCUAUGAAGGAAUGGGCCCAGAGCAUUCCAGUGCCAGACUGGAAAGAUUUUUGCAAAUGUGCAAUGAUGACCCAGAUGUCAUACCGGUGUAUCAUAAUAACUCAACAAGCGAUCUCAAUAAUGAAAGCGCCCUCACACAGCAGUAUGCACCGAAGACUCUGGAUGAGAAGUUCGCAAUUGAUCAACUGCAUGAUUGUAACUGGCAGAUUGUCAACUGCAGCACGCCAGCUAACUACUUCCACGUUCUACGACGACAGAUCGCAAUGUCUUUCAGAAAACCACUUAUUAUAAUGACACCGAAGAGUCUGCUUCGUCUGCCUGAGGCUCGAUCUUCUUUUGAUGAGAUGGUGGAAGGAACCUCUUUCCAACGUCUUCUACCAGAGACCGGAUUAGCAUCCAAGAAUCCAGAUGCUGUAAAAAAUCUAAUAUUUUGUUCCGGGCGUGUGUAUUUCAACCUGAUUAAAGAAAGGGAAACCAAAGGUUUAAAUGAACAAGUAGCGAUAGCUACAAUUGAGCAGAUAUCGCCAUUCCCCUAUGAUAUGGUGACGGAAGAGGCCAACAAGUAUCCAAAUGCCAGGAUCAUCUGGGCACAAGAGGAACACAAGAACAUGGGUGCCUGGUCAUACGUCCAGCCACGUAUACAUACUGCACUACAGAGGGAACGUCUCUGCAGUUUUGCUGGUCGUGGAGCACAAGCUUCAACAGCUACCGGUAACAAAAGUCUGCACUUGACUGAAUUACAGAACCUCUUGGACACAGCAUUCACUAUUGAAUAAGCCUCUUCUGUGAUGUUUUCACAAGCCAUCUAGCAUAUCCCUGACCAUGUUGUUUUAUCAAUUAGCUGGCUGGAACUAGCUGGAACUGGUUUCAUCUGGAAUUGCUCAUGUGGUACAAGAUACUUAGUACUUUAAAUUACAGUAUUGUGAUUUACUGAAUGUUUUUUAAAAAGCAAUUUUUGUUGAUUAUAUAUGUAAAAAUAUCCUGAUUCAAAAAUGUUCAGAUUGGUAUUACACUAUAUUUUUUGGCUUUAAUUACUCAUUAAACAUAUUUUCUUGUAUUUUUGUGUGCGGUAUAUUAUAUUGUAUUCACAACAACGUUAAGUGACUUGAAAUUAGGGUGAAUUUAUUGUAGAUAAAAUAAUUCUACAGUUUGUGUAGAUUGGUUGUGAAAGCAUCAAUGCACAUUUGAUUUUGUGCCUUUAAAAAUAUUUAAAUAAAAACAAAAAAUAACAUUGAAAAUGCAUUUUAAACAAUUGUAGAAAAAAGUAGAUUCAUUCUUUAUGAAAAUGUUAUUUUCUUUCGUAGAUGUUAUUAAAUAAUAAGAUUCACAUUGAUUGUUAUUUCUUCUCAUUCAUGCGAUUUUGUAGCAAUGCAAGUGUGAAUAUAGACGGUAGCUAUUAAUGCUUAUUGUAUGUAUGAGGUUGAAAUCUUCUGUUAUUAUUGAUGAAAUAAAUCGCAAAGUUUAAGAUUA